Odontomachus brunneus is the source of this 1054-nucleotide messenger RNA. RefSeq lists its product as uncharacterized. Gene Ontology annotation, molecular function: olfactory receptor activity; odorant binding. The coding region runs from base 1 to 1008 and encodes 335 amino acids. The record is from RefSeq and is a predicted model, not a curated record. The transcript has 3 exons. Gene Ontology annotation, cellular component: plasma membrane. Lineage: Eukaryota; Metazoa; Arthropoda; Insecta; Hymenoptera; Formicidae. Gene Ontology annotation, biological process: detection of chemical stimulus involved in sensory perception of smell; sensory perception of smell.
AUGGAAAAAACUGAUUUCGGGCAAGAAAGCGUAUACAUGAGUACGCUCGCUACCGAGGCGACGAAGCAAAAUGAAUUGUACAUUUCGGAUUUUUGUUAUGCCGUUCAGAUUAGUGUUUAUUUGUUGAAACCGAUCGGUGCUUGGCCAUUGAUGGAGAAAGAUGUUUCGCUAUAUAAGAUUGUUCUGCACAAGUUGUCAAUGGUGAUCACUACGUUUCUUCAAAUUUUUACCGUCGUGCCAUGGAUCGUGCUUAUUGUUAAAGAGAAAUGGGAUAUUAUGCUGAUACUUCGUACGAUGUGUCCGCUAAUUUUCUCAUUAACGAUUUUUGCGAGAUAUGUUCUAUUGCUGUGGCAUCAGGAUCGGUUGAAAACCUGCGUCGAUCGUGUAGCCGACGAUUGGCGACACACGAUACUCACCCAGGACAGAGAAAUCAUGCUGGUGAAUGCUAGACUAGGUCGCAUAUUCGGCAUCGUUUCAGUAGCCUUCAUGUACAGUUGCGGUAUAUUGUAUUACUUGCUACCGUUGAUCUUACCCAAUAUGAUUACUGAGGACAACGUCACCAUAAGAUUCCAUCCGUCGCCCUGCGAAUUUCUCGUGUUUAAUUCCAAGGACAGUCCUGCAUAUGAGAUUGUAUAUUGCAUACAAUGUUUGGCUGGGUUCACUUUCUACAGUGCGUUCUGUGGUAUCUGCAGUUUAAUGGCACAUUUCGUUACGCACAUAUGUGGUCAAUGUGACGUGCUGGACUCUUUUCUUGAGGAAAUUGUCAUUGGUGGUGAGCAUAACGACGGCUCCAUUGACGAUCGAAUCGCUAACGCAAUUAGCCGACAUCUGCGUUUGUUGAAAUUAGUUUCUAAAGUAAGUGGUUUAUUUACUGAGAUAUGUCUUAUGGAAUUCAUAAACGCUUCGUGUAACAUAUGUCUUCUUGGCUACUACAUCAUAACUGUACGUUAUAUGAUACUUGUAAACAAGUUGAAACAGCUUCGAAUGGUGUUUAACGAGAUUGUUUAAGUUCUUUAGAAGAAUACCUGUAUUGCGAUUAUAAAAUUUUUUUAAA